Messenger RNA from Insectozyma verbasci, 533 nucleotides. Lineage: Eukaryota; Fungi; Ascomycota; Pichiomycetes; Serinales; Debaryomycetaceae. The record is from the annotation of a GenBank genome assembly.
AUGAUUAAUAUGUCAAAUAAGUAUGUUUCAGAAUUCAAUUUUCAUGUUUGACAACGCUACUGACAAUUACCAAUCGUAGCCAAGAAGAUUUGAAACAAUUAAUCAAUGAAUUUAUCAACAUACUCCAAGAGCUAUACUUCCAAAAUAAUAGAAAACAAGACAAACAAGAAUUAGUUUUAAAACCAAAUAGUAUUUCAAGAAUUAACACCUUCAAAUAUGAAGCCAGUGUUUCUUUUACCAGUUCCAGGUCAGAAACUUCAUCAUUAUCAGGAACUGAAUCUUCAAUUACUCAAAAUUCAUUAGUAAAUUUACUUCAAAAUGAUACGAAAAAGAAAGCUAAUAAUGAUAAUGACUUACUAGAAAUGGAAAAAAUUGCAAAUAAAAACAAAGAUGGUAAAUAUAUGGAUUUUUAUAAGAUUCUUAUUGUUAAUGGUGAAACUAAAAGAGAAUGUUUAUUAUGUCGUAAACAAUUUGCAACUACAAAGUUUUUCAAUCGUCAUUACGGUAGACAACACAUAAAGAAAAAGAAAUGA